CGCGUGUGGCGCCGGGACCGCCGGUGCCGCGCGCCCGCCGCUCCCGGACAUGCGCUAGGCUGGGGCUCCGGCCCCCCGCGGCGGCAUGGCCCGGCCGGUGCAGCUGGCGCCAGGCUCGCUAGCGCUGGUGCUGUGCAGGCUGGAGGAGCCGGAGGCGGCGGCGGCGGCGGGCGCGGAGGAGCCUGGCGGGCGCGCGGUCUUCCGCGCCUUCCGUCGCGCCAACGCGCGCUGCUUCUGGAACUCGCGGCUGGCGCGCGCCGCCUCGCGGCUGACUUUCCAGGGCUGGCUGCGGCGCGGGGUGCUGCUGGUGCACGCGCCUCCCGCCAGCCUGCAGGUGCUGCGCGACGCCUGGUGCCGCCGGGCUCUGUGCCCCCCGCGCGGCUUCCGCAUCCGGGCGGUGGGUGAUGUCUUCCCCGUACAAAUGAAUCCAAUAGCUCAAUCUCAGUUUGUACCUUUGGCUGAAGUUCUUUGCUGUGCUGUGUCUGAUAUGAAUGCUGCCCAGACCGUGGUGACCCAGGAAUCCCUGUUGGAGCAUCUGAAGCAACACUACCCAGGCAUUGCAAUUCCAUCUCAGGAUAUUCUCUAUACCACCUUGGGAACCCUGAUUAAAGAAAGGAAAAUUUAUCACACUGGAGAGGGAUACUUCAUAGUCACUCCUCAGACUUACUUCAUCACAAAUACACCCCCCGACAAAAAUAACAGAGACCUAUCCGAUGAAAGUCAGCGGCCGACUUGCAUUACCUAUCUGGUGGGCGUGGCCAGCUGUGCAGAAUCAGCCAAAGAAAAUGCUGCCCCCAUUUCCCAUUGUCAGUCUUGCAGGUGUUUCCCUGAUCCCUGCGCUCAGGAUGUAGAGGCAACACCGGCGGCUGCAGAAAGGGCUAGAAAUGGCCAGAAAGGUCUUCAGGAAACCAGACCUUUGGUACAGAAUCGAGCAGUUUCAGUGUCUGGGGUUAAUAUCAUCAGUGAAAGCGCCAAACCGUUACCAGACACAAAAGACAGAGAAAAAGGCAAGAAGUUUGGCUUCAGCCUCUUCUGGCGUAGUAUAUCCAGGAAGGAGAAGUCCAGAACAGAACACAGCAGUUUCUCUGCCCAGUUCCCACCAGAAGAAUGGCCUGUUCGAGAUGAAGAUAACUUGGACAAUAUCCCUCGAGACGUCGAACAUGAGAUUAUCAGACGAAUUAAUCCCAUUCUGACCGUUGACAACUUAAUCAAACAUACAGUCUUAAUGGAAAAAUACGAAGAACAGAAACAAUAUAAUAGCCAGGGCACUUCCACUGAUAGGCUGACCAUGAGGCAUAAAUAUCCUUCAAAAGAGGGACUUAGGAAAAGGCGGGGCCGGUGUGGGAAGCCUCGAAGGCGGGGCCAUUCUCAGAGGAAUAGGCACAGAGCGGGGAGCCAGGGAAGCGAGCCUCAGCCAGGAAGCAACAAACUGGAGAAACAUCCCAAGAUCCCUGCUGCACAGUCCAGCCCCAAAAUUAGCCCAAAUGAAGCAGGAGUUCAGACACCACCUGCUGAGAAUUUAUCAGCGCUGGGUUCCCAUUUGAUUUACAAGAAGAGAAUCAGUAAUCCUUUCCAGGGCUUUUCUCACCGAGGGAGUCCAACGACCAAAGUGCACAACAUCCAGACCAGUGAUCUGAAACCCCGUCAGGCUGGACCAAAGGGAAAACCUUUCCAAAGGUCAAGGUCUUUGGAUUCCUCAAGAAUCUUGAGGAGUGAAACCAAGCAGCCUCUUGCUGAACAAUGUGAAGAUAAACCGAUGGCAGAAUCCAUCUGUAUGAGUAACCCGACCGUCAAACCUCUCUGCGAUGACUUCAGAGGUCCCCUCUUAAAUUACGGUCAGUGUAGCGUUUUGCAAAAUGGCGGUGAAUGUUGUUCCUUCCGGGAAAGCAUGUUGAGAUAUGAUGUAUACGGUGGAAAAGACGAGGUAAUCCCUGAAGUCUGGAGGAAAAGUUAUUCUCACUUGGACGCAUUAGGGGAGGCCGAAGAAAUACAGCAUGUCCUGCCAUCACAAGGUUCCUCUUUAGGCCAUGCCUCCCCUGCUUGUAGAUUGGUUGAUAAAACAAUACACCAGUUCCAAAAUCUUGGUCUUUUGGAUUACCCAGUUCAUACGAACUCUUUGAGACAACCUGAGAGUCAAGACAGAGACUUAGAAGAAAUAGCAAUGAGAAAGACAUUUGUCCAGGAAGUGGAGACUGUGGGUCUAGAAGAUGAAGGGCUUUCUGAUGAUAACCAGGCCUUGGAUCAGAAUGAACUAGAUAACGAUGAUGGUGCCUGUAGUUCAUUAUAUCUAGAUGAGGAGGACUUUUCCGAGACCAACGACGUAGGUGAAAUGCUGCCUGACCACGUUCAGUGUUCCUUUGCAGGGAGAAGCAAGUGUAAUCAUUUGGGAAGACAAAAAGUGACUGAGAGAUCUCUGACUGAGUACAGCAGCAAAAUACACAGGUCUGAGCCUCAGGUGCUUAAAGAAAAUGAAUGUUACAAACCCACUGGGUUUUUCACUAACCCGGGUGAAAGCCAAACACCUAAUCUCCCUGCAGAAAGCAGUGGUCUCAUUUCGGGGACUCAGCCCAGUUUUAGCCACGAAGAGGAACACAGCGUUGCUACCUGUGUACAAGAGUCGGCCUCUGCUGAUGGAAGGAUAUUUGGUUACUAUAGCACGAGGAAAGCCGAUUCUGAGACUGAAACCCUGCAACUUAAUCAAGUUGGUGACACAGGAAAGAAACCAGCGAGCUGGAGUCAGAGUGCUCGGAAUCAGGGAAUGAGAAAGCAGUUCACACAAAAGGUAGAACUUUUCAACACUUCCCAUAUGCCAGUGUUGGCUCAGGAUAUCCAACAUGAACACAGUCAUUUGGAAGGAACAGAAAAUCAUAGCAUGGCUGGAGAUAGUGGAAUAGAUUCCCCACGGACACAGAGUCUGGCAUCUAAUAAUUCAGUCGUUUUGGAUGAACUCAAAAGAAGACAGAAUUUUCUGCAGAACUUUGAAGGCACAAAGAGCGGUCAAACACUCACAUCCAAUUCCUUACUACAACUAACUCCAGUCAUAAAUGUUUAAUUCUUAUUUUUCUUUUGGAUGAUUUUUGAUAAAAAUGUACAGAUUAAUAUAGAGUAUUUUAAUCUGCUGAGUAUAGAAGAAUUCUAUAAAGCAAAGCAUAGGUGCUGUUAAUCUCAUUACACAUUUUGUUAUAGUUGCUGGCUCCCUCCCCCCUUUUUUUGAUGUUUUAAAGCUUUUUUUUAAAAGCUUAUCUUACUAUGAAUUUAUUGGGAAUAUAUAGAAUUUUCCUCAAUUAAAAAACCAUAAAAUCCUUGGUCCUUUUCCAAUUAAAUAUAAUUAACUCAAAUUUUCAGACGCUCAUUAGUUUCUCAAAUACAUAGGGUGAUAAUUUA
Molecule: messenger RNA, 3384 nt
Organism: Lontra canadensis (Northern American river otter)
Lineage: Eukaryota; Metazoa; Chordata; Mammalia; Carnivora; Mustelidae
Gene: STOX1
Product: storkhead box 1
Exons: 4
Coding region: 86-3052 (988 amino acids)
Biological process (GO): positive regulation of transcription by RNA polymerase II
Cellular component (GO): cytoplasm; nucleus
Molecular function (GO): RNA polymerase II transcription regulatory region sequence-specific DNA binding; DNA-binding transcription activator activity, RNA polymerase II-specific
Source: RefSeq, a predicted model, not a curated record